AAGCCCAACCCAAUAUAAAUUGACAAAUUUCGUUUAGGCCCAUUAUCGUCGUACCCUACCCGAGAUAUGAUCCAUGACCCGCUACAUUGUAAGGAUAUUUGAAGCCGUUUGAUAUAAGCCAAACAUAGAAGAUCCAACGGCCGUUAAAAUCAAACAUUUUACGAAGUAAGCUCACAAGCACAAGUCGCAACACACUCUUCUCUUCAUCUCCGUCGCUUGAUGGAAGCAGCAGCCAUGGUCAACACCGUGCGGGUCGCCACGGCGCAGAUGACCUCCGUCAACGACCUCUCCGCCAACUUCGCCACCUGCUCUCGCCUUGUGAAGGAAGCAGUCACCGCCGGCGCCAAGUUGCUCUGUUUCCCGGAGAAUUUCUCCUACGUCGGCUCGAAAUCCGGCGACAGCCUCACGAUCUGCGAGCCACUAGACGGUCCGAUCAUGGAGAAGUACCGCUCACUAGCUAGGGAUUCAAGUAUCUGGCUGUCGCUUGGCGGAUUUCAGGAGAAAGGAUCGGACGAUUCGCAUCUGCGCAACACGCACGUGAUAAUCGACGACGCCGGGAACAUCAGGAGCAAGUACAGUAAGAUGCAUUUGUUUGACGUCGACGUUCCCGGCGGCGCGGUGUACAAGGAGGGCAGUUUUACAGAAGCGGGAGAAGAAAUCGUCGCCGUCGAUAGUCCGUUCGGGAAAUUAGGUUUAACAGUCUGCUACGAUUUGCGGUUUCCGGAGAUCUACCAGCAGCUGAGAUUCCACCGCGGCGCGGAGGUGUUGUUGGUGCCGGCGGCGUUCACUAAACCUACGGGGCACGCGCAUUGGGAGAUUCUGCUCCGCGCACGGGCAAUCGAGACUCAGUGCUACGUGAUAGCGGCAGCGCAGGCUGGGAUCCACAGUGAUGAGAGAGAGAGUUACGGUGAUAGUAUGAUUAUUGAUCCUUGGGGUACGGUUGUUGGCCGGCUGCCUGAUCGGCUGUCCACUGGAAUUGCUGUUGCGGAUAUUGAUUUUGCGGCGAUUGAUUCGAUUAGGAAGAAGAUGCCGAUCGAUCGGCACCGAAAGCCGAGUGAGUUCUGGAGAUCGGCGGCUUCUUUGUGAGUUCGAAGAAGCAGCUCUGCUUUCCUGUACAGUAUCUCCUUCCCAGCGUCGCCUUUUUCAUGCUGCCGCAUUUGUAUUUAUAUACUGUGCUUGAAUUUAUGCUACUGCUGAACAUGAUGAUAACAUUCUCUCGUAACAUUUUCAUUAAUAUUUGCUCAUUCAGGCCA
Molecule: messenger RNA, 1253 nt
Organism: Salvia miltiorrhiza (redroot sage)
Lineage: Eukaryota; Viridiplantae; Streptophyta; Magnoliopsida; Lamiales; Lamiaceae
Product: deaminated glutathione amidase, chloroplastic/cytosolic
Exons: 1
Coding region: 220-1086 (288 amino acids)
Molecular function (GO): hydrolase activity, acting on carbon-nitrogen (but not peptide) bonds, in linear amides
Source: RefSeq, a predicted model, not a curated record